AUGAGAGCAAGAUGCUCAUGUUUGGUGGCACAUGAUGAGCCUUAUGGGGCUGAUGCCACCUGUUGCAUGAGAGCAAGAUGCUCAUGUUUGGUGGCACAUGUUGAGCCCUAUGGGGCUGAUGCCACCUCUUGCAUGAGAGCAAGAUGCUCAUGUUUGGUGGCACCUGAUGAGCCCUAUGGGUUUCGCAGGCCAAGAAUCAAAUUGGCAUGGAACGAAAGUCGUCAAAUUUCAGCCGCUCUCCCACCUUCCAGUUGA
Molecule: messenger RNA, 255 nt
Organism: Closterium sp. Naga37s-1
Lineage: Eukaryota; Viridiplantae; Streptophyta; Zygnematophyceae; Desmidiales; Closteriaceae
Source: the annotation of a GenBank genome assembly